AUGCCAUCCUCGCCGCAGACCCCCAGACAUUCCCGGAACUCGUCCGCUUUCGAUAGCUUCUCAGGCUCACCACAAGCCCGAAGGUUCUCCAAGUCAUCCGUGCAAGACGCCUCCACACCGUUCCGAAACAGUUUCAAUCAACAAGAUGCGUUGGAGUUGAGUGGAAACGGCAUGGGAAACCUGGCAGAUGAGUUGGCCGACGCCUUCUCAGACUCAGGAGACGAAGGGGACUAUACAGAUGGUGACGCCAACAGCGACAUGUUUAGACCUGAAGGGGGAAUGCAGGUUCAGGAGGAGGCGGACGAGAUGGAAGAUGUGGAAACCACCAGCAGCCCGAAGAAGCAAGACGCCGAGCGGGCAAAAGCUGCGAACCUUACUCUUCUCUCGCCACGACGAAAACACCAACGGCAGACCAGUAAUUACGAUGGUAGCGAAUACGGAUCAGAGUCAGAUUUGGAUUCCCCUGGUAUGCCACCUGGCUUGGUAUCUAAAAUGGACGCUGUAGAGUCACUUGCUCGGAGAGGAACAGAAAACUAUGGUGGUCCAGCAGACGAUGUGUUCAAGAGAGUCACGAACGCAUUGCGGGACCUUGGCUCCCAGUCGAGUGUUGAGGCUAGUGCAUCAAGGUUGAUAACAGCACACUCAGCGUUGACAACACAUUUGAGUCACCAGACUCGUCAGAUCCACAACCUCUCGUUUUCUUUACUAUCACCCCUAGUUGCCCCGCCGGACCCGGAGACAAUUGACGACCUUAUACCAUUGCUCUUGAACCUUUCUGAUGCCAUGCCACGACCCUCAACAUCGGCAUUCAACUCUUUAACAAGCCUCCACUCCCUUACCACUGAGCUUGUACAAAAUCUCAAUUAUCUCUCCGAUACUCUACACAUGUCUCGGCAGACAACAACAAUGGCAACAAGAAGACUCAAGAGUGCAAAGGAGAUUGUGGCUGAAAUGAGAAAAGAAGAGGAGCUGAGAGAGGAGGGUGAGCGGUGGCUUACAAGAGGUAACUGGGGUGAACGUCUGGAGAAGAGAGAAUGCGCAGGCGUGUGUGGAGAUGUCAUCGGCGGGUUUGAAGAAGUCUGUAAUGGAUGGCGAGAGAGGCUGCUUGCGCAGGCCGAGUCCCAAGCCUAA
This is a messenger RNA of Fusarium sp. VM40, 1131 nucleotides long. NCBI's taxonomy places the organism in Eukaryota, Fungi, Ascomycota, Sordariomycetes, Hypocreales, Nectriaceae. The record is from the annotation of a GenBank genome assembly.